UUUCAGCCUCCCUGCAGCUGUGUUGACUUUCCCCUUCCCUCCCUCCCUCCCUCCCUCCCUCUCUCCCCCCACAAAACAACAACUUGACCAACUAGAACCACUCAACACACCACACACACACUCACACUCACACUCUCAAAACAACAACAACAACAACCAUCCUCAAUCCGACCGCAUGCUCAAGUCUCUCGAUCGACUGGAUCACUCAGCAACAACUAACCACAUCAACCUCAAACUACUCAACCCUUCAUCACCUGCAACCCAGCUACUCAGCCCAACAACCAUCAACCACUCAUCACCCAUCAUCAGCACUAACGGCAACAACACCGACUCAAAAAUCAUCUCACCCGAUAACCCAUCAUCAUCCAUCCAUGCAUCCAAACCAUCCAGAUCGAAACGAACACCCACACCACCCAUACGAAUACCAAUCGAACCUGGACACUGUCUCGUCUUUGGUCGCAAACCUGACAUCUCCGCACUCGCAAACGAGCUCACCCCCAAAUCAACCAUGCUCCCCAUCACCCUCCCCAAAUCAUUCACCCACGCCUCUCGCACCCACUGUCUCUGUACGCUCAUCGCCCCCCCUCUAGGCGGACUGAAUAUCAGGAUCGUCGUCAAGGGUCAGAACGGUCUGAUGGUCGAUGGAGAACGCUUUGAGGAAGGCUCGAGUGCCGGAGUCGAACUGGAACGGCGCGAUGGCGAACAGAUCGAGCUCGGCUUUUACGGCGGUAAGAAGGUCGAAUGCUACGUCAAGAUCGACGACCACUCCGUCCAGCGCGUACGGGCACGUCCUAACGCUCAUGGGCAGACCAACGGCACUAGUAAUAGUAGUACCACAACCUCGAACAUAGACACGACGACGACAACAACAACAACAACAACGACAACGACAACGACUGGCAAUCGACCAAAGCAUUCAACUAGUACUCGAGGCGGAAAACGAAAGAUGCCUGGUGGAGCGGCGUCCAACUCAACCAGACCUGAUCCCACCGCUUCUAAACUGAAACAACAACAGAACCAUUCCUCCAAACCAGAACCAUCCUCCCCUACCACCAACAUCCCCCUCGAGAGCCCAGCCGACACAUCCAAAUUGCCCCCCUGGAAGUACUCCUCCGAUCCUUCAGCACCCCCGCCGCCUGAUCGAGGGAUGAUGAGUCCUCCCCCCGCCAAGAAGCUAUGUCUCUCCCCAAUCCCAUCGCCACCCUACGACCCUCAGAUCCACAAUCUACCGCCAGGUGAUCGAGUGCGCAGUGUGAUUGAGUCGAUGGGCUUAGAUCUACUCGGGCUGAUCGCCUCUGCUGUCGUCUUCUCCUGCCGGGCCACCGUCAGUACCACCGAACUCAUUCGAGCCGUCCUCGACACCCAGCCCACCCUUGCCGAGGCCGUCCUAGCUCUCCUCCCCUCAUUCAGCUCAUCCCGCUCAUCACCUCGCCCGACUCAUCGAGCCUCUGACGAAUUCGAGCUUGCCAUCAAGAAACAACGCGAGUGUCUCUCCGCUCCUCUCCCCUCACUCUACCUCCCACACGACGACCCAUCAACAGACACCAAACCAUUCGAGUCUGCUGCUUCUACCACCACUGCCACUGCUACUACCGAUUUCAAACCUAUCCGUCAUCACUACGGCUCCGAAGGCGGCCCAGCUGACUCUCCCACUCUCGACUUUAGUCCUCCCUCUGACCUCAAAACUGAUCGGAUCGUCAAUGCCUGUCGUCCGAUCAUCCUCGAAACUCUUCGCUCUCAUUGGAGAGCCAAUGGAUCUGGGAUGUUUGGAUGUGUAACUAAUGAAGGCCUCAAGGACGCUUCUGGUGAACCCCUGGAAGCUCUUUGGUAUUAUCAACCUCAACAUGACUCAGACAAUGAACGCAGACUCAACCUUCAACCUUAUGUCAGACACGUCCGUCAUACUCAAACUACUUCAAAACAGUAUUUCUUCAAAAAAGUUAGAGGGUCUGGCCGACGGAAAAGUUAGCACACACACCAACAUCCUGCCCCCAACCCACCAAACAUGCACAUAUACAAUCAUACAUCCUAAUCAUCCAUCGCCUGUCCCCUCCAUUCUCAUCUACCUCAAACAAGUCCCUUUUCUUAGCCUUCUCCUCUUCUCUCAACUCCUUCUGAUGCCAAAAAAAAAAUGUUAAUGAUAUAUGACUGUUAUCAUCCAAACCUUAACCUUAACCCUUAACCCUUAACCUAGCCCCUGAACUUAGCCAAAGUAAUACAAAGCUUAUUCUCUGGUCUGACGGAUCACUACUAAGAACCGGCUCAGUUUAUUUCUCUCUCUCUCUCUUGUUCUUGCUCUUGGAGUUGGUUUGGGUGUCUAUCUAUCUCUCAGUUCAGAUAUUUAUACAUACUUUAGCACCCUCUUCUUUGCUUCUCCUGUCUCCUUCUACAAAUAAGGCUUUUUUAAGUCAACCUUAUUUAUUUAUGUAUAUGUAUGGUAGGCUAAAACACCUUAUGCUUCUCUUUGUUCUAUAUUUAUCCACCUCUUUAUCACUCUCAUCUUUCCCCUUCUACCCUACCCCUAACCCAGCCACUUUGUCCUUCUUUUCCUUUGGGUCUGAGUCUUUUUUUUCUUUUUUUUCUUGUGGCUCUUAUUUUUUUUUGUUGUUGUUGUAUGAAGGAAUUAGUGGGUUGAGAGAGAGAGAGAGAAAAAAAACCAGAGAUAUAAGAUGGGUUUUCUUUUUUGUGGUGUUUGUUGGUUCUUUUCUUUUCUUUUCUUUGGGGGGUUUUUAUUAUUGUGACUCUGAGAAAGUUAGAUGGUUUUUUGGGGGGGGGGUGGGCUUUGUGUUGUCUGGCUGGUCUCUCUGUUUGUCUCUCUGUUUGUGUGUGGAUGUACCAAAAACAAAGGGGUGUGAUAGAAUAUUUAGCAAGCUGAAACAAGGGUUUUUUUGGGUUC
Molecule: messenger RNA, 2896 nt
Organism: Puccinia graminis f. sp. tritici CRL 75-36-700-3
Lineage: Eukaryota; Fungi; Basidiomycota; Pucciniomycetes; Pucciniales; Pucciniaceae
Exons: 3
Coding region: 176-1969 (597 amino acids)
Cellular component (GO): MSL complex
Molecular function (GO): protein binding
Source: RefSeq, a predicted model, not a curated record